This is a messenger RNA of Ictidomys tridecemlineatus (thirteen-lined ground squirrel), 3855 nucleotides long. The record is from RefSeq and is a predicted model, not a curated record. Lineage: Eukaryota; Metazoa; Chordata; Mammalia; Rodentia; Sciuridae.
CCGCCCCGUCCCCGUCCUCCGCCCCCGCGGGUAGGGAAGUGGAGGGACCUCGCGGGCUGGAUUCCUGCCUCCGCCCGCGCUGCCCGGCUCUUGUCCCUCGACGGCCGCUGCUGCUUCCUCGGGCUGGUCGUCCCGGCUCCCCCGCACGCACGAGGUCGAGUCCUCGGGGCCUGCGUGGGGACGGAUCCGCCGCGGUGGCUGUUCCGAGCCGGGCUGCGCGGGAGGGUCCGGAGGCGGCGGCCCGGCUGCGCGGGGGCGUGGGUCGGCCUCUAUCCAGUCGGGGCGGAGCCCGCAGCGGGCUGCCAGAGCUUAGAGGCCCAGGCGAUCUCAGCCAUGGGCAGGGGGUCCCCGAGAACGCAGGGGUCGCUGCUGCUGCUGCUGCUGCUGCUGCUGCUGCUGCUGUCGCCUUGGCCAGUGCCCUGUGCCUUCGUGCUUCCAGGAAACACUCCUGGAGAGCCUGUUACUCCCCAGUGGGUCUUGGAUGGACCACCCUGGCGCAGAGUUACCCUGGAAGAGCCGAUCUUGAAACUCAACUCGGGCUUGGUGGUCUUGGAGGCUGAAGGCCAGGAGCUCCUGCUUGAGUUGGAGAAGAACCACAGGCUGUUGGCCCCGGGAUACACAGAAACCCACUACAGCCCAGAUGGGCAGCCAGUGGUGCUGGUCCCCAACCACACGGAUCAUUGUCACUACCAUGGGCAUGUGAGAGGCUUCCCUCAUUCUUGGGUAGUCCUCAGCACCUGCUCUGGGAUGAGGGGCCUAAUCAGGCUCAGCAGCAAUGCCAGCUAUUAUCUGCAUCCUUGGCCAUCUGAGGAUUCUGAGGACCUCUCAACCCACAAGAUCUUCCGCAUGGAUCAACUGCUCACUUGGAAAGGGGCCUGCAGCUACAGGGACCUCAAGGACAAACCAGAAAUGGCCAGCCUUCUUCCUGCCCUCCAGAGCAGGGAGAGGCGAGAGUCCCACAGGAGUCCGAGGUACCUGGAGCUGUACAUAGUGGCAGACCACACCCUGUUCUUGAUCCAGCACCGGAACUUGAACCACACCAAACAGCGUCUUUUAGAGGUCGCCAGUUAUGUGGAACAGAUUCUUAGGACUCUGGACAUUCAGUUGGUGCUGACUGGCCUGGAGGUGUGGACUGAGCAGGACCGCAGCCGCGUCACGCCUGACGCGAAUGCCACGCUCUGGGCCUUCCUGCAGUGGCGCCGGGGGGUGUGGACUCGGCGGCCACAUGACUCAGCGCAGUUGCUCACGGGCCGCACCUUCCUGGGAACCACUGUGGGCCUGGCGCCAGUCAAUGGCAUGUGCCGCGUCGACAGCUCUGGAGGCGUGACCAUGGACCACUCGGAGCUCCCCAUUGGCCCUGCGGCCACCAUGGCCCACGAGAUAGGGCACAGCCUUGGCCUCAGCCAUGACCCAGACGGCUGCUGCGUGGAGGCCAUGGCAGAUGAGGGCGGCUGCGUGAUGGCUGAGGCCACUGGGCACCCGUUCCCGCGAGUGUUCAGCGCCUGCAGCCGCCGCCAGCUGCGCGCCUUCUUCCGAAAGGGAGGUGGCGCGUGCCUUUCAAAUGCCCCGGACCUUAGGCUCCUGUUGCCGUCGGCGCGCUGCGGGAACGGCUUCGUGGAGGCCGGCGAAGACUGCGACUGUGGCUCCAGCCAGAAGUGCCCAGACCCCUGCUGCAUCGCCCAUAACUGUUCACUGCGUGCGGGGGCCCAGUGCGCUCACGGGGGCUGUUGUUCCGGCUGCCUGCUGAAGCCAGCAGGCACGCCGUGUCGCCAGGCUGCAGGCGACUGUGACCUCCCCGAAUUCUGCACCGGAACCUCCCCACACUGUCCCCGGGACAUUUACCUACUGGAUGGUUCGCCCUGCGCCAAUGGCAGAGGCUACUGCCAGGACGGCGCAUGUCCCACGCUGGAGCAGCAGUGCCAGCAGCUCUGGGGGCCUGGGUCUCGCCCAGCCCCAGAGGCCUGUUUCCAGAUGGUGAACUCUGCGGGAGAUGCCCAUGGUAACUGUGGCCAGGACAACGACAGCCGCUUCCUGCCUUGUGCACAGAAGGAUGCUCAGUGUGGGAAGCUGCAGUGCCAAGGUGGGGAGCUGAGUCCACAAGUGCCAUACAUGGUGCCGGUGGACUCCAUGGUUCCCUUAGAGGGUGGUGAGGUGGCCUGUCGGGGAGCCUUGGCACUUCCAGAAGCCCAGCUGGAUCUACUUGACUUGGGCCUGGUAGAGGCGGGGACUCAGUGUGGACCUAAAAUGGUGUGCCAGGACAGGCGCUGCCAGAAUGCUACCUUCCAGGAAUUGGAGAACUGCCUGACUGCCUGCCACAACCAGGGAGUUUGCAAUAGCAACCAUAAUUGCCACUGUGCUCCGGGCUGGGCCCCACCCUUCUGUGACAAGCCUGGCUUCGGUGGUAGUGUGGACAGUGGCCCUGUGCAGCCUGAAAAGAAGGAUGCCUUCCUGCUAGCCAUGCUCCUCAGCUUUCUACUGCCUCUACUCCCUGGGGCAGGCCUGGCCUGGUGCUGCUACCGGCUCCCAGGAUUCCAUCUCCAGCAAUGCCCUUGGGGCUGCAGGAGGGAUCUCUUGUGCAGUAGGCCCAAAGAUGGCUCAUGCAAGGACAACCCCCUGGGCAGUGUUUACUCCAUGGAGUUGGGCCCCACAGUCAUUGGAGAGUCCCAGGCCCUGGCCACCUUGAGUCCCUGUCCCAGCCACAGGGGCUCCUGCCAACUGUGCUCACAGCAUUCAUCCUCCACUAUUGCUCUCAGACCCUGUGAACUCUGCCAGAGCCCAACAGCCACCCUGAGAAGUCUGUGCCCUAUAGCUCUGCCUGAACCCCAAGGUUAAGUCUAGAAACCAAGUCCCUGUCUCUGGGGAGAGGUGGCAUUCUGCUGUGUGACAUCUGAUGAGAUGAGAAUUAAAGACAAGUGACCAUUGACUCCAGAAACUUGGACUAAGGGCAGAGCCAGCACCUUCUGGCUGGCUCAGAGUGACUUGCUUUACCUUCUGCAGCUUUUUAGUUUCUUCCACCAGUUGAGCUCUGCCCCUCCUACUCCAAGACCCUAAAGCCUUAUCAGAAGUUACCUCUGCCAUGUUGUCCCCAGCCCUGAGGGCUAGGGUGUCCUGGGUACAUCCUCCAUUCCAAGAAUCCAUCAGCAAAAGAGUAAAGGUCCUGCAGUCCCCAACCUCUCCCACAUUGGGUACCCAGAGACCAUUGUCCUGGGAGCCCGACUGUGUCUCUCAUUUUCCCCAGCUGCAGCUCUGUGGAGGGCAGAAAUUCCUCGAGCCCUGCCUUUCAGAUUUUAGUCCACACUUUCCUAAAGCUUGGCCCUGCAAGAAAAGCAAGCAAACAAACAAGCACAAUCGUUGGGACCUUCUUCCUGUCUUCUCUGCCCUGUCUUAUGCCCUGGAUAUUUCCUCAGUCCCCAACCCCAUUUCUAGCUCACCACCAGAAGUUGUGGUGGGGUGACAUGUAAGACAUGCUGUCCUGAGGCCUUUUCAAAAGGUGGCAAAUGGUGGGUGGAACAUUUGAUGGCAGCCAGUACUAUAGGCACAUAUCUGAGCCUAAGAGUGUGUUGCCCGGCUUGAAGAACCCUUUUGGCCUGCCAUUUUCUGCCCCCUCCAAUGUCCUCAUUCCUUUGUUAUUUCUUUCAAGAAUUGGCUUCUAUAUCAGGCAUCUGUUGCUGCAUAAUAAAACUACCCCAAACUGAGGGUCUUAAAACAAUAAGCAGCAAAAACAGAUUUCAGAGAAAAAUGAAUUGGGAAAAUUUUGCAACCUACCAUCCCUUCAGUUAGAAGCUAAAAAAGUGACAGCUUAUCUAUAGAUCUGUAAUCAUUCCAAUAAACCACAUAGUUCUUUUUAUUUUUGAA